CGUAAUUAGCUGGGAUCAGUUGAACGCUAACCGUGCCAUCGAGUGGAAGUGGUAUAUUGACCAGAGAGUGCCGAGACUUGAUCACAGUGUGAUAGCCACUGAAUUGAACUGCAGGAAACUGAAUUACUUUUAAGGAUCAUCACGUAUACGCCCUGUCGCCCACAUUAAAAAUGUCGCUGAGAAAGAGCUUCCUGGGCUGCCUGCUGGUGGCCACCGCACUGAUAAUGCUCCACCACGUCCAUGCUGACUCUGACAUGCCGAGCAGCCUAAAGCCCUGUGAAAGGUAUGGGGGAGUGUGCAUGCACUAUUGCGAGAAGAAAAUCCAACGCCCCAGUUCCGACUGCAAGAAUGAGAAAUUAUGCUGUGUGGUGAUGUAGUUAUACUUAUGCAGAUAUAAAAGCAAACACACAUAAGUUAUGUGACAUAACACAUACACGCCAUGCACAGAAAAGAAAACAUCCAUUUGGAAAUAAAAUGUGAGCAAAUCAUCUUGACAUUUUAAUUAGAUGUGGUAAAUUAACAUAAUUUUAUAUGCUUUAAAUUUAAAAAAGUAUAUAGAUUUCUUUUGAAUUUUUCACCCUUUUGUCUAGCAAAAUCCCCUCAGCUUAUUAUAAAAUCACUGUAAAUAUUUCAACAACCAUUCUUUCAUCUUUCAUAAAGUAUGGGUAGGGGUCAACUGACUGUAAACUAUAUAUUUACCAUAUAUUUUAAAUCAAAAGUGUUUGUUAUCAGCGACAUUUACCUGACAAGAAUUUGCCAUGUUGGAUUAAUUAAAAAUUAAUUGAAAUUACAUGUCGAGUAUGGGAUUUUAAGAGUAACGAAAACUUACUUUCUGGACAUACAUAUGUCUACGAAAAAUAUUCGUUAAAAGGUCAUUAGUUAUUGUUUUUUAAUGCUAUCGUUAAAGAUUAGUUUCCCUAAUAAAUACUAACAAAUCAGUUACUUGCUAACGAUUUGUUUCGAGUGCAGUGAAAGAGCGCCGCUGAUGGCGGCGAUCGGAGAAGUUGGCUAUUUUUCUAAGCUCUCUCACGCUCUUUAAUUGAACCGAACUUCCUCUUUCACUUCCUCCCCUCUCCCUCUUUCUUGCUCUCCAAUUGUGCAAAACCGCACGCUCUCGCCCUCUCUGUCCGUCUCCGGCGCUCCCUCUCCGUCUUUGGCGCUAUAAGUUAGUAUUUUUCGUUGGAAAGCAUCUGUAGCGUAAUUGGGGGAUUAGUAGUGUGAUCAGUUGAACGCUAACCGUGCCAUCGAGUGGAAGUGGAUUAUUGACCAGAAAGUGCCGAGACGUGAUCACAGUGAACUGAAGAAUACUGAGAAAUAUCGAACCGAAACGAACCGCAGCGAACCGAAUUACUUUUAAGGCACAUCACGUAUACGCCCUGUCGUCCACCUUGAAAAUGUCGCUGAGAAAGAGCUUCCUGGGCUGCCUUCUGGUGGCCACCGCACUGAUAAUGCUUCACCACGUCCAUGCCGAUGCCGACACGAAUGAAUUAGAUAGCCGAGAAACGUACAUGCUCCAAGGCGUAACGGUGUAUCCCCAUGAUCGACAGUGUGUCAUGGUCGGCGGACUGUGCGUGAAGAGCGAAGACUGCCUGGAGCCCACCACAAAGCGGGGCCUGUGCCCCACCAGUGCCGCCUACGGUGUGGAGUGCUGCUAUGAACUGCCGGUAAGACCAGCGCCCUGUGAAACGCACUAUGGAGCAUGCAUGAACAAUUGCGACGAGAAUCUCCGUAGACCCAGUACCGACUGCAAGAAUGGCAAAGUCUGCUGUGUCCUGGUCUAGUUAUACUUACGCAUAUAUACACAUACACCCCAUGCACAGGAGAAAAAUGGAUUGCUUAUGAAAUUGUAUUUAAACAAUGAUUGAUUUCAAAUAAUUUCACAAGCAGUGAGACAAGUGUCUAGGUAGAUUUAAUACUCAAGAUUUGUUGAAUUACCUUAAAACUGCAUUUCUAAAGUCGAAUAUUAUAUGAUAACCUUCCCAAAUUUUAGCUAUUUAGGUAAAGGUGCUUUUUUCCUGUGCAGACACCAACAAAACACACACAAACGCGACACACACACCGUACAUAAACAUGUAUUUAUUAAACUAUAUGUAUAUUAAUAAUAUUGUACGAAUACUUUUGUAUGUCAACUUAGGAGUCCCCAUCACACACACAUCAAUCCACCCCCCAAAACAGAGUGAAAUAUUGAAAAGCUUCCAAUAAAUGCAUUGUAAAUAUUUUCAACAAAAA
Molecule: messenger RNA, 2229 nt
Organism: Drosophila kikkawai
Lineage: Eukaryota; Metazoa; Arthropoda; Insecta; Diptera; Drosophilidae
Product: U-scoloptoxin(19)-Sm1a-like
Source: RefSeq, a predicted model, not a curated record